Molecule: messenger RNA, 3993 nt
Organism: Aspergillus calidoustus
Lineage: Eukaryota; Fungi; Ascomycota; Eurotiomycetes; Eurotiales; Aspergillaceae
Source: the annotation of a GenBank genome assembly
AUGGGGGGGAAAGAUGAGACUGGGAAGGCGAGCCUCCUCUCACGAUGCACAACCUUCAUCCGCCUCCUCGUCUACGCAAACCCCUCGCCCAAGGAACUCUUCUUCCUACUCGGCGGCCUCCUCUCCGCAAUCGCCUCGGGCGUCCCCUUCCCCAUAAUGGCCAUCGUCUUCGGCCAACUUGUCGACGACAUGAACUCGUCCACCUGCAACGCAACCCCCGCCAACGCCGACGAAUAUCAGUCCGGGAUCAACGACAAAGUCCUGCAGAUCGUCUACAUCGGCAUCGCGUAUUUCGUCCUCAUCUACCUGUACGUCUUUUGCUGGAACCUCUCGGGCGAAUGGCUGGCGCAGCGGCUGCGCGAGCGGUAUUUCCAUAGUUUGUUGAGGCAGGAUGCGACGUUUUUCGAUACGCUUGCGCCGGGUGAGGCGUCGUCGCGAAUCACGGGGGAUAUCUCGACGAUUCAGCAGGGGACGUCGGAGAAGGUCGGCAUUGUGCUUAAUAGUAUUGCAUUCUUCAUUACGUCGUAUGUUGUGGCGUUUAUCAAGGAUGCCAGGCUCGCGGGGAUGCUCGUUUCGCUUGUCCCCGCGUACCUGGGCAUGUCGCUUGUGGGCGGGUACUUUGUGCGCAAGUACUUUGGAAAGGCGCUCGAGUGCAUGGCGAGUGCGUCGUCGGUUGCGCUGGAGGCGUUUACUAAUACCAUGGUUGUGCAUGCGUUUUCCGCGAACCUGCGGCUCGAGUCGAGGUUUAUUGAUCACUUAGGUCCCGCACGCGUUGCUGGGAUCCGCAAGUCCAUUGCGACGGCUACGCAGGCGGGACUGCUUUAUUUCAUUGCGUUCUCGGCUAAUGCGUUGGCCUUUUGGCAGGGUUCGACAAAGAUUGCCAACGCCGUCGAGGAGGGCGGGUCCGGUGUUACUGUUGGAAACACGUAUACCGUGAUUCUGGUCCUCGUCGACGCAUCGCUCAUUCUCAGCCAAGUUGCGCCGUUCCUGCAGAGCUUCGACGCCGCGAGUGUCGCGUUCAAGAAACUUGAAAGGGACAUUGAGCGGCCCUCGACUAUCGACGGAACAGCUGAAGACGUUGGCCUCAUCCCAGCAGGCGAAAUCACGCCAGACGUGGAAUUGCGCAACGUCUCCUUCCGAUUCCCUUCUCGUCCCGAUAAGCCUAUUCUCCAGGAUCUGUCACUUCGUAUCCCCGCUGGAAAACAGACGGCGCUUGUUGGGUUGUCUGGCAGCGGAAAGAGUACCGUUGCAGGCCUCAUUACUCGAUUCUAUGAUGCUGAGGAAGGGACGGUGCUUGUCGGCGGGCAUGAUGUCAAGUCUUUGAAUGUGAGGUUCUUGCGCAGCGCGAUUAGUCUUGUGCAGCAGGAACCUUGUCUGCUUGAUCGGUCGAUUUUGGAGAAUAUUGCGCUCGGUUUGGUGAAUUCAUCGGCACAUGCGCAUCUUGUGGAUGUGCUAAAGGGCAGCGCGCUCGAGGACAUCGCGACAGCUAUUCGUGAGAAGGGACAAACGCUCGCGGAUGCGAUUGAAGCUAGAGUCGGCGAUUCUGCUGAGCGUGAGCAGGUCCGUGAGAUUAUAUCCCUUGUUGAAACCGCAGCUGGUCUGGCGGAUGCAAGCAACUUUAUCAGCAAGCUCGACCACGGGUUUGCGACCAUGGUUGGUGCCAGUGGAAACCUCAUUAGUGGUGGCCAGAAGCAGCGUAUCUCAAUAGCUCGUGCGCUUGUCAAGAACCCGCAGAUUCUGAUCCUGGACGAGGCGACUGCGUCGCUUGAUUCGGCCACGGAAAUACGAGUGCAGCAGGCAUUAGAAACCGCGGCUGCUGGCCGGACCAUGGUCACGAUCGCUCACCGGCUCUCGACUAUUCGCAACGCAGACAACAUCAUUGUCAUGCGCCAGGGAAAGCUCAUCGAGCAGGGCUCGCACUCGGAACUUCUCGCUGCAGACGGCGCCUAUGCGGAGCUGGUUCGUCUACAGAACCUCAAUGUCAACGCCUCCGCGGACAACGGCGAUGCCUCUUCCUCUGCUCGACCCUCGCUAGAUAGCACCACUCUGGAGAAGGAGAAGAUCACAGAAGUAACCUCCGUGCAAGACGACGAAGGCUCUGCCACAGCCCCAAAGGAAAAGCCCACGGAGGAGGAGCCAGUCACCACGGAACGCUCGACCAGCUCAACAACAAAGGCCGUUGCGUCGCUCUUCCGUCCGUACUCCCUCGCUCUCCUCAUCGCCGUCACCGGCGCCGUCGUCAUCGGCGGUACAUUCUGUGCCUCUGCAGUAAUCUUCGGUAACGUAGUCGGCAAACUCAGCUCGUGCGAAACCGCACAGUCAAUCCGCGACGCCGGAGAGUUCUGGGGUCUCAUGUUCUUCGUCCUCGCCAUUAUCGAGUUCUUCGCCAACCUCGUCAGCUGGUCGCUCUUCGGCUGGAUCGCCGAGCAACUCAUCUACAAGGUCCGCGUGCUCUCACUGCGCUCCAUCCUUGAACAGAAGCUUGAAUGGCACGAGGCUCGCACUCCUUCUGGCCUGCUUUCCCUCAUCGUCAAGGACAGUAAUGCCCUCAACGGCCUGACCGGCUCCGUCGUCUGCACGAUCCUUAGCAUCCUCGUCAACCUCGUGGCCGCCAUUGUUAUGACCCAUAUCAUCGCCUGGCGCAUCGCCCUCGUCUGUCUUUCAGUUGUCCCGCUGCUCCUCGGCGCAGGCUGGAUGCGCGUCACUUCCCUCUCCCGCUACGAAGAGCGGCACAACGACGCCUUCGCGCGCUCCCUCGGUAUCACCGUCGAGGCAGUGACAUCAAUCAAAACCGUGCACGCGCUCGCGAUCGAGUCCGAGGUCCUCUCCACCUACCGCCGCUCGCUGCAGGGUCCCGUCCGCGAAAUCGCGGGCCAGUCCGCGUGGACGAACCUCUGGCUGGCGGUCGGGUAUGGAUUGAGUAACUUUGUCUAUGCGCUUGCGUACUGGUGGGGCGCGAAGAAUAUCAUCGCGGGCCACUACACGCAGACGCAGUUCUUCAUCGUCGUGCUUGCCUUGCUCGUGUCGUCGCAGCUCUGGGGCCAGAUGUUUGCGCUUGCGCCGGAUGUCUCGCGCGCUGUCCAGGCGACUCGGCGUUUAUUGAACCUGCUUGAUCUCGGCUCGACGAAGAAACUCUCAGACCCCGUUACAACCCCCGAAUACGCCGGCGCAGUAGACCUCGAGUCUACCACCCACCCAACUGAGAAACCACCCCCACCACCUCCACCCUCAGGCACGACUCCACGAACAGGCCUCAGCGUCGCCUUCAAGGGAGUUGAAUUCACCUACCCCGCCCGACCCGACAGCCAGGUCCUCCACGGCCUCGACCUCUCCAUCGCCCCAGGCCAAUUCGCCGCACUAGUCGGUCCCAGCGGCGCCGGCAAGUCCACUAUCAUCUCGCUGAUCGAGCGACUGUAUUCGCCCUCAUCAGGCACGAUCGAAAUCAACGGCGCCGACAUCGCCCACCGCGACCUCAGCUUCCGCGACGAAAUCGCGUACGUCCCGCAGCAUAGCGUGCUCUUCGACGGGACGAUCCGAUUCAACCUCGAGCUCGGUGCGCGGCCUGACCAAACACUCACACAAGCCGACAUCGAGGAAGCAUGCAAGCUCGCAAACAUCCACGAUGUCAUCGUCGGUUUACCCGACGGGUACGAGACGGCGUGUGGACCGAACGGAGACCGGCUGAGUGGCGGGCAGAAGCAGCGGCUUGCGAUUGCGCGGGCGCUGAUUCGGAAGCCAAGGCUGUUGCUGUUGGAUGAGUCGACAAGCGCGCUGGAUGCAGAGUCGGAGCGGUUGUUGCAGGAUGGGUUGGAGAAGGCGGCGAGGGGAAUCACGGUGAUUGCGAUUGCGCAUCGGUUGUAUACGAUUCGCAAGGCGGAUGUGAUUUUCCUUGUUGAGGAGGGGAGGUGUGUUGAGAGGGGCACGCAUGCCGAGUUGAUUGAGCGGAGUGAGAGCUAUCGGGUUAAUGCCCUGAACCAGGCUGUGGAUGGUUAG